AUUAACGCGUCAAAAAUCCUAUUUUCAGUCAUUUUCUUCUCCUUCACUGUAGAGUCCUCCUCGCCUGUUAACUCUAGGAAGCUGACGAAGACCAAUGGGAACCUUAGGCAGAGCAUUUUACUCCGUUGGAUUCUGGAUCCGUGAGACCGGUCAAGCUCUCGAUCGCCUCGGAUGUCGCCUCCAAGGCAAAAAUUCCUUCCGAGAACAACUAUCGAGGCAUCGGACGCUGAUGAACGUAUUCGAUAAGGCUCCGAUUGUGGAUAAGGAAGCUUUUGUGGCACCAAGCGCCUCAAUCAUUGGGAACGUUCAGAUCGGAAGAGGAUCGUCUGUUUGGUAUGGAUGUGUGCUACGAGGGGAUGUGAACAGCGUUACUGUUGGAUCAGGAACUAAUAUUCAGGACAACUCACUUGUUCAUGUGGCAAAAUCGAACUUAAGCGGAAAGGUGCCUCCAACUAUUAUUGGAGACAAUGUAACCAUUGGCCAUAGCGCUGUUUUACAUGGAUGUACUGUUGAGGAUGAGGCUUUUAUCGGAAUGGGAGCGACAGUUCUGGACGGUGUCGUGGUUGAAAAGCAUGCCCUGGUUGCUGCUGGUGCGCUUGUGCGACAAAACACUAGGAUUCCUUCCGGAGAGAUAUGGGGAGGAAACCCAGCAAAGUUCCUCCGGAAGCUCAAGAGUACGGAGAUUGAUUUUAUCCCAAAGUCAGCUGAAAACUACUCAAACCUAGCCAAGGCUCACGCUGCAGAGAAUGCAAAGCCACUAAAUGCGAUCGAGUUCGAGAAGGUUCUACGCAAGAGGCAUGCUGGAAAAGACGAGGAGUAUGACUCAAUGCUUGGCAUUGUGAGAGAAACUCCACCAGAGCUUAAACUCGCUAACAACAUAGAGCCUGGUAAAUAAGCCAAGCGUCUUUUAAAUGUGAACUGAUUUUUGUGGGGUAUGUUUUCUGAUCGAAACGUUAAUAGUAUGUAUUAGAUCUCUCAAGAAGAUUAUGUUUCGGUCUCUGGUUUGAAUAAUGGCAUGUAGAAUCACUAGAGUAGAGUGAAUUUACAGCUUUGGAGAAACUUUUGCUCGACCUUUCUUCAUGGUUUCUUAGGAAUAAUUGUAUUGUCAGAACAAACUUUGGAUCUUUGAAAUUCUGAAUC
Molecule: messenger RNA, 1140 nt
Organism: Eruca vesicaria subsp. sativa (arugula)
Lineage: Eukaryota; Viridiplantae; Streptophyta; Magnoliopsida; Brassicales; Brassicaceae
Source: the annotation of a GenBank genome assembly